This is a messenger RNA of Brassica rapa (field mustard), 5892 nucleotides long. RefSeq names its product jasmonoyl--L-amino acid synthetase JAR1. Gene Ontology annotation, cellular component: cytoplasm. Gene Ontology annotation, molecular function: acid-amino acid ligase activity. The record is from RefSeq and is a predicted model, not a curated record. Lineage: Eukaryota; Viridiplantae; Streptophyta; Magnoliopsida; Brassicales; Brassicaceae.
AAAAAUAGGUUCUUACUUAUAUAAAAUAUAUAUACAUAUAAAUAAUUAAUUUAUAAUUUUAAUGGGAUCAUAUAUUUACAUCGAAUUUUCUAAAAAAAAUAUUAUCUUAUUAUUUUAUCUAUAUCAAAUUUUGAACCGGUCCAAAUUGGAACUCACAAAAUAUAAUUUAUUAGUUUAUUGAGUAUUAAUUUAUAGAGGUUCUACUGUAUUUGUUUCCGGGAGGUUUCACCUCUAAAACCAAAACCAUUUUACUCGGGUUUAAACUUUAAAGUUUAAACUAACCUAAUUUCUUAUAGUCAUUCAUUUGAGCAAUUACUCGUGUUACACAGUUUACAAUCAGUAGACAAUUAAACCCUAAUAUAUUUUUCUCAAAAGCACACAGUUAGAACUUGCUUGUUUAUUGAGAAAACAUUCGGUUCCAGCCAACAGUUGCUCACCGGCCUGUUGACUAGUAACUUUUAGAAUUUUACUUCUCCACCUUCAAAUAUCCAAGGGGAAAAAAACAAUUACCACACAAUGAAAUUGCAAACCACACUGUGAAAUUGCAAAUUGAUGAUCUGCUUGUAAUAACCAUAUAGUAAACGUGCGUAGUUGCUAAUAUAAAAGCCAUAUAAAGGUAGAAAUCUUUUGUCCUAAAUAAGGCUAAUUUCGGGGGGAAAGUUCCUAAUAACUGUGAAGCUAACCACGCGGAAUAGAAAAAUGAUAAGAUGAAACAACUUCUUUGGUGGAUGUAAAUCUCAUGGUGGUGCUUCUCUCUCAACUUUGUACGAAGAAUAAGAUGAUAAGAAUUUAGAGAGAGAGAAGAGAUCAUAUGUUGCACAUGAGACUCAUGAAUCCAGAGCACGUGCAAACAAGAGGUUUAUGAAGGAGACAAAGCUAAUGGAGAAAAGGAAAAGCGUGCUUCAACCCAUAGCUAAUAGAGCAUCUCCAACCCAUUGCUAUUUUCACCUCUAUAAUAGCAUUUACAGGUGAAAUUGCUCCAACUCAUCUCUAUUUCUUUCUCUAUAAUAGAGAUCUCUAUUUUUUCCUCUAUUUAUAGAGGAAUAAAUAACAUUCCUCUAUUUUUUACUCUAUAUUUUAGAGAUUGCGAUUUUAGGGGAAUACAUUGGAGCAUAUCUCACCUCUAUUAUAGAGUUCUCCUAUUUUAGAGGUGAAAAUAGCAAAAUACAUUGGAGAUGGUCUAAGGAUUUCAGGUGAAAUAACUUGUUUAGAUUAUUGUACCUCCUUUAAUUUGUUCAUGUUCAUCAUACUCUUUUUAUGCACAUAAUGCACAGGCAUUCCAGGAGAAUGUGAAGCGCAUGACUGAUGAUAUCAUGAUUGCCCUAGAAGUUGAAAACAAUAUCAUCAGAUUUUUAUUGCAGACAAAAUUUUGUUAUCAAUCGUAUAAUGUAAAGCUGGAUAGAAAGGUGGAGAUAAAAAUUCCUGUUAAUGUAAAAAUUCUUAAGCAAGUUUCACUUUGUAAAUAUAUGAUAGCUCGUAUCGCUAUGCAAGUUCUUAUGAUUAAAAAUGUAAAGACUCUCUCCCAAACUCCCAAGUCCCAACGCUAUAUUUUAGUAUAGUUAAACAAUUCAGUGGUAGCUAAACUUUUGAGUAAUAAUAUAUUUUCAAUGAAAUUAAGAAAAUCAGAAAAGCAUAAAUUUCACUAAAAUGUAAGAAUCCAGAGAGCUUAUAAAUAUAAUCUUACAUUUUAAAAAACAACUUACCAAUAACCCCUAGGUAAUUGUUGAAAAAUAUCUCCAUGCAUGAACCAAACAAACCUUUAGUUAUACAAUAUCAUGGGCGCAAAAAGCAAAACCAAACAAACCUUUAGUUUCGAAAUUACGCCGAAACUUGGCGACGUCGAUUACAUUUACUUUCUCUAUGGUCGGUAGGUGUCCAGCGUCCUAAUAAUAUGUAACCAUGAUUAACAGCCAGUCACAUCUACCUAAUCUCCCUUAAUCAAUCAUUGUUAAAUAAAAAGUUGACGUCCACAACCUAAUCCACAAUCCUUUAGCUUUUUAUGUUUUCUAUCUCACAAAAUGAGACAAUUAUGUUCACUCACAAUUAAUUAAUAAAUAAUGCCCACAUGAAAAUGUUUAAAUGUCGGAUUGGGCAGUUCAGCACUGACCUUGCUCGGAAUAAAACUGAAACUCGCCAGACUAGUCUUAACUAAAACUUUCAUGGCUAAUUUAAUUCGGUCGGCUGAAUAUUCCACAGUAUCCUGAACAUUAAAAUACAUGGCAUGUCGACAUAUCAUAUUAAUAUACAACACGUGUAAAUGUAAUGGUAGAGUCGAAAAUAUGCUAGUGUUAUGAAAAAUUUAAUUUGUUGAGCAGAGUGUUAAAAUCUUUAAAAAUUUCGGCUAGCCGUCAAAUGAAGAAGAUGUUCACACGAUGGGUCUUUCAUCGACAUAAAGAGGAUGACUUGAAAACAAACAAAAAUUCAACUUUAAAAAAGAAAAUCUUUUUCAAAAAAAAGAAAAACAAACAAAAAUUCAUGAUCAUAAGCGAUAGUAAACAAAAAGUGGCCGGAAACGGAAUUGCGUAAUACAUAAGGGUCGCUUUCGCAAAACCCUUUAUCGUCACUGUGCAAAAAGAAGUUUGGGUUUGACACUAGUGAGUAUAAUGACUAUUGAGCAAUGGAGUCAUGACCCGGUCUCCACUAUUAUGACAUUAUUAUACUUUAUCCGUUUGAUAUAUCCCUAUGGAAAAUAUUAGGUAAAAAAACAUCUUUAAAAAAAAUUCUAUAAUUUCAAAUAUAAAUUUUUUUAUUCUCCAAAAAAAACUUUAAAUUUAGAAUUUUAAAAAGUGAAACUUCAAAAUGGAAUCAUGACCCGGUCUCCACUAUUAUGCCAUUAUACUUUAUCCGUAUGAUAUAUCCUUUCGGAAAAUAUUAUAUAUAAGAACAUUUUCGAAAAAAAUUCUAUAACUUCAAAUAUAAAUUUUUUUUGCUCUCCAAAAAAAAGUUUCAAAACUUUAAAUUUGAAGUUUUAUAUUUUUAUUUAUAUUUUGGUCUUUAUAAUUAAUCACACAUUACAUUAUGAUUCUUAAGUAUUUUCUCAUUUAUCAUAUUAUGAGUCACUAUUAUGAAUUAGUGAGUGAAUCAAAUUAUAACGUUUUCACGAUUAAGUGUUCUCAAAUAAUAUAAUGAUAUUUGAAUAUAUAUAUAUAUAUAUAUAAUUUUUGUAAAAUUUUAAGGAAACUUUUUUGAAUUUUAUAGAUAUUAUACAUAUUUAAAUACGCAUAUAGUCAAUCAAAAAUAUAUCAUAUAUAUUUAGAAAGAUCCUACUAAAUAUACAUAUAAGUGACAUUCAAAAAGUCGAAUUACAGGUUUACGAAGACAUUUUUGAAUUUGAGAAUUUUUUUACAAUUGCAUGACGUUCCUAAUUUAAAAAAAAUAAUUUUCCAAAAAAAAUCCAGAAAAAUGAAUAUUUGAAGGAAAAAAAUUAUUGAAAUUUUUUUUUCUACUUUUUAUAUUUAUUUAUUACAUGUAUUUAAUAAAUUAAUUAAAAUAUAUAAAUAAGUAUGCAAUUGUUAUUUACCCCUUAAAUAAAACUUAGUUAGGUCACUUUAAUAUUUGAGAGAACAAAAAAACAAAAAAAAGAGGUUGAGAUUUGGCCUAAAAAUAAUUGGUACGUAUAUUAAGUUUAUGUAGAUUCAUAUAUUUAUUUAAUGAUUUAAUCAUAACAAUGGUAUGUACAUAAGUCUUCUGGUAUUUUCAACCUCUCUUAUAUGGAUUAGAACAAAAAUAUGGUCGGAGAAGAAAAAGAAAUUGAAAUCCCCGUCGGCGAGAAUUGGCGCGACUCCAGAUCAAUAGGCUUUCACUGAUCCAUCACCUUCACAAUAAAAAUAAAAAACAUUUUGGGUUUAGUCGUCUCUAUAAAUUCACAGCAUUCCUUCUGACUUUCUAAAAUCACUCAAAAGUCUUUCUCACUCAUUAAUCUCUUCUCUCUCUUUUUUUUUGCUAAGUCAAUCUUUUCUCUCUCUCUUCCACGAAGCUACACAGCUCGCAGCAACGACAUCAGGAUGUUGGAGAAAAAGGUUGAGACUUUCAACAUGAACAGAGUCAUCGACGAGUUCGAGGAAAUGACAAGAAAUGCUGACCAAGUCCAGAAACAAACCCUCAAAGAGAUUCUACACAAGAACCAAUCCGCCAUCUACUUACAAAACUUUGGUAUCAAUGGAAACACAACUGACCCAGAAGCUUUCAAAGCAUUGGUUCCAUUAGUCACUGAUCUUGAUUUAGAGCCUUACAUCAAAAGAAUGGUGGACGGUGACACUUCUCCUAUUCUCACAGCCCUUCCCGUUCCAGCCAUCUCCUUAAGCUCUGGAACUAGUCAAGGCCGUCCUAAGUUUAUUCCUUUCACCGAUGAGUUAAUGGAGAACACAUUACAACUCUUUCGCACUGCUUUUGCCUUCAGAAACAGAGACUUCCCAAUUGAUGACAACGGGAGAGCUUUGCAGUUUAUCUUCAGCAGCAAGCAAUACAUAUCAAAAGGAGGUGUCCCUGUCGGAACAGCAACCACAAACGUUUACCGUAACCCUAACUUCAAAGCAGGGAUGAAGUCUAUACAAUCACUUUGUUGUAGUCCCGACGAAGUUAUCUUCAGUCCAGAUGUCCAUCAAGCCUUGUAUUGCCAUCUCUUAUCCGGAAUCCUCUUCAGAGACCAAGUGCAAUACGUCUUCGCCUCCUUCGCUCACGGUCUUGUCCACGCGUUUAGAACCUUUGAACAGCUUUGGGAAGAGAUCGUUACCGAUAUAGAAGACGGCGUCUUGAGCAGCCGUAUCACCGUCCCAGCGGUACGUACCGCAAUGACCAAGCUCCUCAGGGGUCCUAACCCUGAGCUAGCGGAGACUAUACGAACCAAGUGUAUGAGUUUGAGCAACUGGUACGGGUUGAUCCCCGCGCUGUUCCCGAACGCGAAGUAUGUUUAUGGGAUCAUGACUGGCUCCAUGGAGCCGUAUGUGAAGAAGCUGAGACAUUACGCUGGUGAGCUACCUCUUGUGAGUCAUGACUACGGUAGCUCCGAAGGAUGGAUUGCUGCUAACGUUAGGCCGAGACUGUCUCCUGAGGAAGCUACUUUUGCUGUGGUUCCGAAUCUUGGUUACUUCGAGUUUCUCCCUGUGUCGGAAACAGGGGAAACAGAGCAGGAACCACCGGUUGGUUUAACUGAAGUCAAGAUAGGACAAGAGUACGAGGUUGUAAUAACUAACUACGCAGGGCUGUAUCGAUACCGGCUUGGUGACGUUGUAAAGAUCGUUGGUUUCUACAACAAGACUCCUCAGCUCAAGUUCAUAUGCAGGAGAAACUUGAUUCUCUCCAUCAACAUCGACAAGAACACUGAAAGAGACCUUCAGAUGUCUGUUGAAUCGGCAGCAAAGAGGCUAGCAGAAGAAAAAAUUGAAGUCAUUGACUUCUCAAGCCAUGUUGAUGUAACGACAGAGCCAGGACAUUACGUUAUAUACUGGGAGAUUUCAGGCGAAACAGAGGAUGAUGUUCUUCAAGAUUGUUGCAACUGUUUAGACAAAGGGUUUAUUGAUGCUGGUUAUAUGAGUUCGAGGAAGUGCAAGACUAUUGGAGCUUUGGAGCUGAGAGUUGUCGAGAGGGGAACUUUCAGGAAGGUUCAAGAACAUUUUCUUGGGCUUGGUUCAUCGGCUGGACAGUUUAAGAUGCCGAGAUGUGUGAAGCCAAGUAAUGUUAAGGUUCUGCAGAUUCUGUGUGACAAUGUGGUGAGUAGGUUCUUUAGCACAGCUUUUGAAUGAAGUUGUGAAAUCAAGAAAAUUGUCUUUAUUAUCAAAUAAUUAUAGUUACUUUUGAUAUUUGAUUCAGCAUAAAGAGAAAAUUUUUUUAUAUUUAUAAAUGUGUUCAAAAAGAAAAUUAUAAAUCGAAGAAAUAUGUGUCGCAGUUGGUUUA